Molecule: messenger RNA, 450 nt
Organism: Funneliformis geosporum
Lineage: Eukaryota; Fungi; Glomeromycota; Glomeromycetes; Glomerales; Glomeraceae
Source: the annotation of a GenBank genome assembly
AUGAGAUCUGGAAGAGAAGAACCAGGAUCAAAGGAAAAACUUAUAAAUUUAGAAAAUGAACUGACAUCUUGUAAACAUGAUCUUGAAUUGCAAAAAGAAAAGAUGAAACAAGAACUUGUUAAAGAGAGAGAAAAUUAUGAGAAAACCAUUAAGAGUUUAGAACAACUUAAUAAGAAACAAGAGAAAAACAUCUUGCAAUUACAGCAAUCUUUGGAAAAUUAUGUAACUCAUUUGAAACCAAAUAUUGAUAUAGAUAUUGAAAAAGUACGAAUACUUGCGCAAGAAUAUGGUUGUUUAGAUGAAAUUAACGUCGAAAAUCCAAAUAAGCCGUUUAUUAAGGCCAUUUUACAAUGCAAAGUAUUAGAUCAAGUGCAAUUUCUUUCUUAUAUAUUAUCUAAUUAUCGAGGUUCAGAUUUCUCACUUAAAUUGGAUAUAAAUUUAAAAACAUGA